Molecule: messenger RNA, 1132 nt
Organism: Somion occarium
Lineage: Eukaryota; Fungi; Basidiomycota; Agaricomycetes; Polyporales; Cerrenaceae
Source: the annotation of a GenBank genome assembly
ACGGCUAACUGUCCCUUGUCCUGCCACCUGUAUGCGAGGCCAAGCAGCUCUUUGACCUCUGUGAAUGUACAAAUGCCUGAGCCCGUACGUCUCGCCUUCGUUUUUACACUUUCGCAACCCCGCCUCGUAUAGUGGUCCAACCACACAACCCUCCAAUCUCUCGAAACAUGACCACUUCAACCACUCCAAUCAUGUUGAACGCCUCGACCACCUCAACUGUAUCCUCAUCCCGCCGUCCAGGCCGAGUCCUCCGAUUCCUCGUCCCAGGCACACCUGAAACCGAGCUCUUCCGGCUCUACUCCUUUUCCAAUAACUCGCCCAAUCUCACAGUACAACCGCCACCCCAUUGGUGGCCAACAACGCAACAAUUCGCGACUUUGGAUCAUCCAAUUUAUGGGCUAGGCAACGGAGGACCAAAACAGGUUGUACAUUCAUUCGUACACAAACCCCACCUUAACGUCGGUGUUGAAGGUGAUACGGGUUGUAGUGAGGAUUCCAAGAGGGAUAUGGGUGGGGACGACGUACCAAAGGAAGUGGCUCUGAAGUGGGGUAGAGGCCAACAUCAAUUACUUCGCCUUGCGAGGGAACAUGAACUCUAUAUGAACGAUUUGAGAUAUUUACAAGGGAAAGUUGUGCCAAGGAACUAUGGGAUGUACGUUGGCGUUGUGGAAGGCAGGGAAGUGGGGUGCUUGGUACUCGAGUGGUGUGACAGUUCGACGUUGGUUGAGGAGAAUGAUUUUAUGUGUCAAAUGAUGGGUGCAGCGACUAAGAUCCACGCAGCGGGAAUAAUGCACAACGCCCUCGCUGAUCGUAAACACCGCGUCGUAGACAAAAAUCGGAAACUUCGAAUUGUAGGGUUCGGCAACGCGACGAGGCACAAAUGUCCUGGAUCCGUUCCUCGUAGUUUCAACCCUGAAAAUGGACCUUCUCCGGCAGGGUGUAGCGAGCUUGAUGCCUUGGAUGAGAUGUUUGUAGACGACGGGCACCGAUAUUUAUGGAGUCCCAUCGAGAUGCGAAGGAGCGGCUCAUGUCAUAUGCUAUCGGAUGUGUAAGAGUUAGUUAUUCAAUGAUACCCACUCAACAUAUACUUAUGAAUAUAAAGACGUUGAGAUGGCGGUCACCUUUGAUAUCU